AUUGAGAGAAAGAAAGGAAGAAAGUGGUAGGAAAGGAUAAUAAACAUUUCGAGUGGUGCAUCUAUAGAUCUGGUCUUGGUAGAACACAAGGUGAAAAUACUAGAGAAAAAGGGUAGCAAUGCCUUCUAACUAGGUCUUGGAAACUGAGUGACGAGGUUCUUGCAGCAGUGGAGGGUCUUUCUUCACUUCCUCCUUCGAUUCACAACGUUGAUGAUGCCGUCUUCAUCUUCAAUCGCUUGCUCCGAACUCAUCCUACCCCAUCCAUCAUCGAAUUUGGUCAAAUCCCUUUCGCAUUUUCCGUACUCGCUAAAAUUCUCAAGAAGGGUUAUCAGCCCGACACCAUCACCUUCACUACACUUAUCAAAGGCCUCUGUCUUAAUGCUCAGGUUCAGAGAGCACUGCAAUUUCAUGAUCAACGGGUUAUGUAAGAUGGGGCAAACAAAACCUGCAUUGCAGUUGCUGAGAAAAAUUGAAGGGAAAUUGGUUCAGCCUGAUGUCGUAAUGUACACCACUAUCAUUGAUAGCCUCUGCAAAGAUAAACUUGUGACUGAUGCGUUCAAUUUAUAUUCUGAAAUGGUUAGCAAGAGAAUUUUACCUAAUGUUUUCACUUACACUGCUUUAAUAUAUGGCUUUUGCAUUGUGGGUCAAUUGAAGGAAGCAACUGAGUUGUUAGAUGAAAUGGUGACAAAAAACAUUGACCCGGAUGCUUAUACUUUUAGUAUACUGGUCGAUGGUUUAUGUAAGGAAGGAAAGGUGAAAGGAGCUAAAAAUGUGUUAGGUGUCAUGAUGAAACAAGGUGUGAAACCGAAUGUUGUUACUUAUAAUUCUUUAAUGGAUGGGCAUUGCCUAGUUAGUGAAGUAAACAAGGCCAAAGACAUAUUGAACUCCAUGCCUCAAAGGGGAGUUACUCCUGAUGUCCAGAGCUACAAUAUUAUCAUUAAUGGAUUAUGUAAGAUUAAAAUGGUGGAUGAAGCUUUGAAUCUCCUUGCAGAAAUGGACUGCAAAAACAUUAUUCCUAAUACAGUAACAUACAGUUCCCUUAUUGACGGUUUAUGCAAAUCAGGGAGAAUCUCUCAUGCUUGGAAGCUUGUUGAUGAGAUGCAUGUUAAAGGUCAACCAGCCAAUAUAAUCACCUACAAUUCUUUAUUGGAUGCUUUAUGCAAAAGUCAUCAUGUUGACAAGGCAAUUGCUUUAAUCAAGAAAAUUAAUGACCAGGGCAUUCAGCCAAAUGUCAACACAUACAAUAUACUUAUGGAUGGACUAUGCAAAGAAGGAAGACUCAAGAAUGCACAAGAGGUUUUCCAGGAUCUUUUAGUUAAAGGCUAUCAUGUAACGGUCCCAACAUAUAAUAUUAUGAUCAAUGGGCUUUGUAAAGAGGGUUUGUUUGAUGAAGCGUUGGCGUUGCUGUCAAAAAUGGAAGACAACGAUUGCAUUCCUGAUGCUAUAACUUUUGAAACAAUCAUUGUUGCUCUCUUUGAGAAAGGUGAGAAUUAUAAGGCAGAGAAACUUCUACAUGAAAUGAUGGCAAGAGGUCUACUGGAAAAGUAAGACUAGGCCAUUCAUGAUCACUGCAAUCAAACAAGGCAGAUGACAGCAAGAUUCCUCAACUAGUCACCUGUGUUUAAUUGAUAAAAUGGUUACUGUAUAUAUUUAGACCUUUCUUUUAUAAUCAAAGAAAUGUUUAUUGUAUAUUUUUAGGGACAUUGUGAGGGAAUGUUCAAUGAAACUAAUGGUGUUGGGUGUUACAAUCUUUGAGCUAUUGUCAGAAGCUCUUGGCCUUAAUCCUUCUUAUCAUAAAGAAGUGGACUGUGCUGAGUCAGUUUUUUAUUAUGGGUAAUACUAUCCACCAUGCCCUGACCCGAAUUAACUACGGGCCCUACAAAGUGCAAAGCACACUGAUGGUGACUUCAUGACAGUACUUCAGCAAGAACAGAUGGGUGGGCUUCAAGUUCUUCAUCAGAAUCAGUGGGUUAAUGUUCGCCCUGUGGUGCUUAUCAUAAACAAUUUAGAUGUUUUACAGGUGAUUGCUGUAGGGAGUGUUUGUAUUGUUGUUUUCCAUCUGCAACCAGCAUUUGUUUUAUUAAGAUUCGAGGGAUGAGUACAACUUCAUAUUUGUCCCUAAUUUACCUUUACCUGCAUGUAUAAUGUAUAACACGAUGGUUGAUAGCAUAGCUGUGACAUUCAUUGUUUGGAACU
Lotus japonicus is the source of this 2196-nucleotide messenger RNA. RefSeq names its product pentatricopeptide repeat-containing protein At1g62670, mitochondrial-like. Lineage: Eukaryota; Viridiplantae; Streptophyta; Magnoliopsida; Fabales; Fabaceae. The record is from RefSeq and is a predicted model, not a curated record. Bases 211 to 1548 code for a protein of 445 amino acids. The transcript has 3 exons. Gene Ontology annotation, molecular function: protein binding.